Messenger RNA from Sphaeramia orbicularis (orbiculate cardinalfish), 6595 nucleotides. RefSeq names its product diacylglycerol lipase, alpha (gene dagla). NCBI's taxonomy places the organism in Eukaryota, Metazoa, Chordata, Actinopteri, Kurtiformes, Apogonidae. The transcript has 21 exons. Gene Ontology annotation, cellular component: postsynaptic membrane; dendrite membrane; cytoplasm. Gene Ontology annotation, molecular function: lipoprotein lipase activity. Gene Ontology annotation, biological process: diacylglycerol catabolic process; arachidonate metabolic process; retrograde trans-synaptic signaling by endocannabinoid. The record is from RefSeq and is a predicted model, not a curated record. Bases 875 to 4153 code for a protein of 1092 amino acids.
CCGUUGACGUCCAGGAGUGGCAGCCUCUUGGAGAACAGGAGUCUCUUUGAACCAGUUGCUGAUUCCUUGACAUUCACAAACCACCAGUGGCGCCGUUCCUCCGCAGGAUCCGCAAAGUGCCUGCCAUUUACUAAAACGUAUCAGGUGUGCGUAAAAGGAAAGCACUAAGGUAUUUGCGCAGCAGAAUACGGAAGGGGAAUAGCAAAUCCGUACGUAUCUUUUUUGUGGGAGAAAUAUCUGAGGGGAUGGGCCACUUUCUCGGGGAAUGCUGCUGCCGUUUAGCCACUAUCCGUGUUUGGGGUUCGGGAGUAGUCCGGCUCGUGGCUCACGUAAGCGGCUAAAGAAACCGUGAGGACCGGGCGGCACGUAUCGGCAGUCAAACCCGAAGGGACCGCUGGCUUUGUGGAUAGAAAUGAUCACACCGAGUGCCGACGGAGAGACGGGAAAAUGACCCACAGCCAGUGAGUGCGCGAGCGAGGGAGUGAGUGAGUGAGUGCGCGAGGUGCCACAGCCGACGACGUGUUGCAAUUAAGCCGCGCGAGAGAGACCCAUCCCCGGCGGUUUAGUCCAGAAACCACCGUUAAAUCAACCAGGCUUCGAUGGCAUGUACGAGGCUUCCCUGACACCCGGCGGAGAACAAGGGAAGCACCGGGUCUUUCACGGAUUCGGGACCGUUUACCCGCCUGUUGUAAUGACGUCUGUACGGUUCUUAUAAUUCCAUCGGCGAAGCGUUUUGAGAAUCCAAGCCACCAGCCCCAGAGCCGGUGUCGGGGAGAGCGGGACUGAGGCGGGUCGGCAGUCCGGGGGAUAUGGGAGAGCGAGAGGAACCGAUGCAGUGGGUCUUGGCAAGACAUCGUCAAAAUACAGGGCAGUGAUGCCUGGCAUGGUGAUGUUUCGGCGGCGCUGGUCAGUUGGCAGUGAUGACCUGGUGCUGCCCGCCCUCUUCCUUUUUCUUUUACACUGCAUCUGGUUGGUGGUUCUGUCUGUGGUUCUGUUCGGCCUCCCCUAUGGUUCAGACCAGUCCUGCUCAGUAACACUGGUGGACCAUGGCCGAGGGUACCUGGGCAUCUUGGUCAGCUGCCUUAUCUGUGAGAGCGCCAUCAUGUGGCUGAGCAUGAGGGGCAGCAUUCUGUACACACAGCCCAGGGAGGCUGUGCAGUAUGUCCUCUACAUACGACUGGCCAUUCUGUUGGUUGAGCUGGUGUAUGCUGUGGUUGGAAUUGCAUGGCUUGUCCAGUAUUACCAGCCAUGCUCUGAUGUCACUGCCAAAAACCUGGCCUUGGGGAUCGUUGCAUGCAACUGGCUAGUGAUAUUCAGCGUCUGCAUUACCCUCAUGUGCACCUUUGAUCCUACGGGUCGAACUUUUGUCAAACUGAAAGCAACCCGAAGACGUCAGCGCAACCUCACUACAUAUACCCUCAGACACAGGCUAGAGGAAGGCCAAGCUAGCAGCUGGAGCAGACGACUCAAGUUCUUCAUGUGCUGUACAAGAGCCCAGGAUACACAAUCAGAUGCUUAUUCAGAAGUGGCCAGCCUUUUUGCAGAGUUCUUCAGAGAUCUGGACAUUGUGCCUAGUGAUAUCAUUGCUGGACUGGUACUUCUCCGCCAGAGACAGAGGUCGAAGAGAUCUGCUAUCCUGGACCAGGCCAACAAUGACAUUUUAGCCUUCUUAUCUGGAAUGCCCGUUACCCGUAAUACUAGAUACCUUGACCUUAAGAACUCGGGUGAGAUGAACAUGUACAAGGAGGUGUGCUAUUACAUGCUCUUUGCCCUGGCUGCGUACGGUUGGCCCAUGUACCUGAUGAGGAAACCUGCCUGUGGGCUGUGCCGCCUCGCCAGCUCCUGCCCGUGUACAUCAGUGUCUGGCUCUCGGUUGUCUCAGUCAGUAACUGUAGAGGAGGACAAUUGUUGCGGUUGUAAUGUCCUGGCAAUCCGCAGACACUUCCUGGACAGGGACCUCAAGCAAGUUCACAUUGUCUACACUUCCUGCCAUGAUGCCGUUUAUGAGACUCCAUUUUUUGUGGCAGUGGAUCAUGCGAAAAAGAAGGUUGUCAUCAGUAUCAGAGGAACCCUCUCACCAAAGGAUGCCUUGACUGAUCUGACGGGGGAUUCUGAGCGUUUGCCUGUGGAAGAGCAGCAUGGGACCUGGCUUGGCCACAAGGGCAUGGUUUACUCAGCAGAAUACAUUAAGAAGAAACUGGAGCAGGAAAUGAUCUUGUCACAAGCCUUUGGAAGAGACUUGAAUAAGGGCACCAUGCACUAUGGGCUGGUGAUAGUCGGGCAUUCUCUCGGUGCAGGCACUGCUGCUAUCCUCUCUUUCCUGCUCAGACCCCAGUACCCUACACUUCACUGCUACUCCUACUCCCCACCUGGUGGCCUUCUUAGUGAGGAUGCCAUGGAGUACUCCAAACAGUUUGUCACCUCUGUGGUCUUAGGCAAAGACCUGGUGCCAAGGCUUGGUUUGUCACAGCUGGAGGGUUUUCGGCGCCACCUUCUGGAAGUUUUACAGAAAAGUAACAAGCCAAAGUGGAGGAUCAUUGCGGGAGGCACCAAAUGCAUCCCAAAAUCAGAGCUUCCACUAGAGGAUGAUGAUCCUCAAUCUCAGCCUGCUGCACCCCCCAGCAGUCGCCUUUGGCUCCACCCCAGUGACCUCAGCAUCGCCCUUUCAGCCUCCACCCCCCUCUUCCCUCCUGGCAGGAUCAUCCAUGUUGUGCACAACCAUCCUCCAGAGACAUGCUGUGGCCAGGAGGAUCCCACCUACUCAGCUCUGUGGGGAGACAACAAGGCCUUCGAUGAGGUCAUUAUAUCGCCCGCCAUGCUUAAUGAGCACAUGCCCCACAUGGUGAUGGAGGGACUAAAUAAGGUGCUGGAAAACUACAACAAAGGGAAAACAGCUUUGCUGUCUGCAGCAAAAAUCAUGGUGAGCCCCACAGAAGUGGACUUGAACCCAGAGACCAUGUUUAUGGAUACAUCAACAACCUCACAGCAGCCGACGCCUACAACCCACCACCGCAGGAACAGUAGUGUUCGACAAAAACCAUUGUUACGUUCUUGUGCCCAGUCUGAAAUAUCUCUGGAUGGUUUCUCUGAGUGCCCUCCCCCUCCAGUGCCUGUAGUGCUGCGUGGAGCACGGGAGCGUCUGGCAGUGGAGCUGAGGGACCGCAAAGCACCACUGGCCGUCAUGGAAAGUCUCUCAGACGCCGAAUCCCUCUAUAGUCUGGAUUCCCGUCGCUCCUCAGCUGCGCUGCGGGGUUCACCAAUGCUGGGUAGCCUUCCGUUCCCUCUGGAUGCCCCCAUACCUGAAGAGAACCCAUCUCUCAGCUCUCGCACUGAACUACUAGCUGCUGACUGCCUCUGCCAGGCUACGCCAGAGCAUCUUGGUGAGGUUGGACCCUUCUUUACGCCGCUAGAAUCCAGAUCCACUCCAGAAUACCCGAUGCGCCUAUCCCCCGCCACACCUCGCUACAGUGGACAUCAUUCCCCUGCUUUGCUAAACCAGAGUGUGUUGGCUCAGCCUUUAAAGCCAGAGCCAAAGACCAACACAAAAAUGCUUCCUGAUGGGGAAUACCAACAAAUUCCUGGUGUCUACAGCCCUGGGAGUACUCCAGAUGCUCCGCUCAGUCCUCAGAUUGGUUCAAGACCCGUGGAUGGAGAAAAAGAGGACUGGGAGCUGGAGGCAACGGACAAAGAGUUAACUACAGAGACCCGACCGGCAGCUUCCACACCACCACCCCAACUGUCCAAUGGAAACCCCAGCCAGGCGGUGCUGGAGUUUGCCCAGUACUUAGACUCUCUUUUCAGACUGGACGGCAGUAGCUCACCGCCUCUAGAGCUAUCUGACGGGGAAUCAGAGUCAGGCCGGGGCUCCUUCAGCCAAGGUGAGUCUUUGGGAGAAGGACAGCAGUUGGAUGACAAACAACUUCUGGCCAGAGCAACACUGGAACCUAACCUCGUCCCUAAGCCCCCACGCACUUUUGCUGGAUCAGCCGACCCAUCUUCUGGCAUCUCUUUGUCGCCCUCCUUUCCUCUGUCAUCCUCUGAGGAGCUCAACGACCUUUCCCCUGGGGAGGGUGCCCCAUCAGCCAUACACUCCCUAAGAACAUCUACCCCUCUCCACUGUCCUGAAGAGAACACACUAUCGUCUAUGGUCUAGUGGGGCUCCCGAGAGUCGGUUGUUCUAAAUUGAGAGAUGCAGUCAUCCAAAAUUUUAAAACAUAUCACAGUACAUGCAUGCGAUGGAAUGCAGUCACUCAUCGGAGAUACAGAACUAGACUGACCAACUCAUGAACUAUUUCCAUUCUUCAGGUGUCCCCUUUGAACGCUGUUUAUAGCAUUUUCACACUAUUGCAAUGACUGAAAAAAAUGAUACCUCUCUCUGCAUGCCAGGGGGCUGUGCUGCUUUUGGGUGAAUAUAAAUAACUGUAGCUUCACAAUACCAUUCCAAAACAAUGUGGUCUCAUCCACAUAGGGACGCGUCAGCAUUACAUCUGUUCCCUAACUUCACUAAAUCAAAGGGAGAAUAGUUAACUGAGCAGGGAAAAACUAACACUGUAGAAGAGGUUACCAUAGGCACAUCAACUUCCUACACCCUCAGCAGCUACAGAAGUUUGUCCAGCUUUUAUUUUAUUUUUUAAAUCAGGAAUGUGAUGAUGGACAUACAUGUCAAUCAAUAGAAGUGAGAAGACAUCACAAAAUGUUCCUCAGGUCUAUUAAGAAUUGACUUUGAGAAAGAGAGUAAAUGUGUUUCAUUGGUGAGAAUUCAUGUGUCUUACAAAGUUAGUGAUUGUGACAAAGUUAUUACAGACGCCUAUGGAUGUUUUUGAGUAUUUUGGUUACUCUUUAUAGUGCAUGAAACUUUUUUUCUGUCUUUUUUUUCCAGAGAAAUUGUCACUAAGCCACUUAGACUGACAUUUGGAUACUCUUGCACAUGUCAUAUUGCUAAAUCCCCCUUUGCCAAAAAAUUUAAUACAUCGUAUUGCCAAAUGUAUUUAUGAGAUGUAAUUUUGUAUAUGUAUAUGGAUAUUGCUUUAUUUAAACACAAGAGUACCAAGCUAAGUUCAUUACUUUUUCCCUCACCAUUCUGUUGGUUCCCUUGUAGACUGUUACACAGCAGCACCACAGAAAAAGUUGCCAUCCUGACCUUAAAACACUGCCAUGGCUUUUAUCUCCAGAACACAACCCCUGGACCUGGGGUCUUGACAUCAGCUACUAGGCCAGAAUAAAGGUGUUCUAAUCUCUAAUACUCUUCUCUUUAGGGAGCUCUUAGCAGUGUGCCCAGGUCAGGGCCUGCAUGUUUUAUGCAUUUCAGAGUAGCAUGGCUGGUUAAAAAGCAAGUCUUGUCAUCAAGUCAUAAUGAAUAAGCUGAAACAUGCACAGAAAUGACCACAUAUGUAAGCACUGAAAAGCUUCAUACAUACCCAGGUCACCAGAGAGGAUCAAACUGUGCAUCUUAAAAGUGUCCCAGGAGAUCGUUUCUCUUGUUCUUAAGGUGCUCUCUCUCAGUCAUCUUGGAUGUCAAGGUGUUUGCUUCCCUUUAAUCUGGUUCAUCUCAAACAUCCUUCAGGUUGGACUGCAUUAAUAAAUGGGAUCGAACAUUACAAGGAAUGCCAGUAGUAAGCAUGUGGCAUACAAUCUUCCAUAUCACUGAGGUGUAACAGGUGGCUCACAAUUUGCAUUAUUUAUUACUGUUAAUAUUGUUAUCACAUUUAUUGCUAUAUUUGAUGGUAUUAUUAUCCUUAUUGCUCUUGCAACAGAUUGGUUUGAUGUCAGUGGUUUUUAUCUCAGUUGUCGGGACAAUGUGGGGAACUUCUGAGACUUUCCCAAUGUAAGGAGUUAUAUAUUUCAGCUUUUUUUCUGUCCAAGUGGAAAAGUAUUUAACAUUCUGCAAUGGCAUGGUGACAAUAUGCUCUUUCUUUUCUUUUUUUUAACAAAUGUUUCAUAGUGGUGAGACAUGCUGCAGACUGACAGCCUGCUCACACUGACCUUUGGUGCAGUGCCACCGUCAAGCCUGGAGUCACCAUAGUGAUCUGCACAGUUUCUCUAUUUGGAAUGAGGUUUGCUGUGGUAACUCACAGCAGACGGUUCCAGCCAAUUUACAGUCUGACACUACUCAAAUUAUGCUGCCAGUCCUAGUGGGCUCUUACUAGAUGCACUAUGGUUGGGCCAGCAAUUUCCUACCUUCAGUAGCUCUGCUUGCAGUAAGUCAUAUAGAAAACACUGCUGAAACAAAGCACUACAAUACUUUUCACCAUGAUGUGUACAGCACCAUCCUCUAUGUGUAAUUAUUUAUGCAGAUGUCUAAAAAAAAGAUUGAAAUCCAAUAGAUUCAUGUAGAAAACAGCUAUGUAAACACUAAGGAGAUAACUAUAUUAAAAGAUAUCAGUAUUGCCAUAUAGAAAAAAAUCUAAAGUUAUUUAUUCAAACUAUUGGCAGAUCUAUAAUUGGUUUAUAUUGAAAGAGAAAUAAUUCAACUAUGUCUUGUCCAUGUUUACCUGGUUUGCUUCCCUUCCCUUCCCGCCCCACAAAGAGAAUGUAUUUAAUCCCUGUCCCUCACUGCCCUGCCUGUAAUGAAAUAAACUAAAAACUAUGAAAAUAA